Acytostelium subglobosum LB1 is the source of this 960-nucleotide messenger RNA. RefSeq lists its product as hypothetical. The annotation marks the transcript as partial. The record is from RefSeq and is a predicted model, not a curated record. The transcript has 2 exons. Lineage: Eukaryota; Evosea; Eumycetozoa; Acytosteliales; Acytosteliaceae.
AUGAAGAAUGAUAUAACAACUACUGCAAUGACACCUGCAGGUUCUCAGAUACCAAUGGAUGUCACUGUCAGUGGACUGAGUUCAGUUGACAAGAGGAAUGGAUUCUUAAAGAAGUUGGGUGGCAAAGGUAUCAGCAAGAACUGGCGUCGUCGAUUCUUCGUAUUGACCAACAAUGGAAUACUAUAUUACUUCAAACAAAAGAAUGCACCAUCACCAGUUGGAGCAAUAGACUUAUCAUUAUAUACUAAAUGCUACAAGGAUAAAUCGACAAAGAAGAACUACUUCUUCUUGAGCAAUGAGAAUGAUGGUACGGUUAGAGUGUUCCAUCUGAUUGCAGACUCGCCACAAGAGAUGGACGAUUGGAUUCGAGAGAUUACGUCGUUCUUUGAGGGCGAUCUGUCCGAUCUCAAGAAUCAUCUGAUGGGCGUCAAGCAGCAGAAGGAGGAGGAGAAGCAGCUGGCCGCCGACACGCCGACGACAGGCGAGCGCGAGAUUGACAAAUUCCAGCUGGUGUUCAAAGGCGAGCGCGUCUCACUGCUGCUGCAAUCGGAUCAAGUGGCCGAGGCACUCACCCCGCCACUGCCCCUGUCAUCUGAUCAGUCACAGACGCCCGACUCGAUGCAGGAGAAUUCCGAUUCUGUCAUGUCCACCUCUGCCAACUCUGGUGCAGUCAUCGAGAUUGCCAACCAACUGGAAGAUUCAACGAUCAAUGAUAGUGGAGAUGUCCAUGUUCAGGAGCAACCACAACUACAACAACAACAGCCUAGCGAUACAAACAACAACACAACCAACAACACAAACAGCACUACCAACACAAUCACAACCAACAACAACAACAAUAAUGAGAAUGACUUGGUAGUGGACGAAGACCCAAACAUUGUGUUUGAUAUCAAUGGCGGCAACAACAAUAUAUAUAUCGRAGGAUCUGAGGGAGGAGGAGAAGUAUCAAAUGGCAAAGAA